Aspergillus wentii DTO 134E9 is the source of this 1308-nucleotide messenger RNA. Its product is annotated as putative toxin biosynthesis protein. The transcript is spliced from 4 exons. The coding region runs from base 1 to 1308 and encodes 435 amino acids. Lineage: Eukaryota; Fungi; Ascomycota; Eurotiomycetes; Eurotiales; Aspergillaceae. The record is from RefSeq and is a predicted model, not a curated record.
AUGACUUCACCCUUCCGCAUCGUCGAGCAUGUCGUGCCAUGCCAGCAUAUCAGAGAAUAUCCAGCAGCCACGGCCAACGAACAGGAAGACACUCUGCAUCUGGCCGUGAAGCAAUAUAUUCCUCUCGAUAACCCCAAUCCCCAACCUGGAGAUGUCACAAUCAUCGGAGCCCACGCCAACGGAUUUCCCAAGGAAUUAUACGAGCCUCUUUGGGAUGAAUUGCUCGCUCGCUCGAAAGCAAAUGGAUUCCGAAUCCGCAGUAUCUGGAUGGCAGAUGUCGCGCAUCAGGGACAGAGUGGUGUGCUCAAUGAGCAUCUGCUUGGAAAUGACCCCAGCUGGUUUGAUCAUCCCCGCGAUCUUCUCCAUAUGAUCAACCUCAAGCGCAAAGAAAUGCCUCGUCCUAUCGUUGGAGUUGGGCAUAGCAUGGGUGGCGCUCAUCUUGCCCAAGUCUGCUUAAUGCAUCCUCGUCUCAUUCAUUCGCUCGUCCUCUUGGACCCUGUAAUCCAACGACAAACAACCCAAUUAGAUUCGCUCAGCUUACUCGUUGAUAAAACAACCAUCGCCAAAACCACCCAGCUAUCUACCUACCGCCGCGAUCUAUGGCCAUCCCGCAAAGCCGCCGCAGAAGGCUUCAAACGAAGCCCAUUUUACCAAGCCUGGGAUCCUCGAGUCCUCGAGCGCUGGGUUCAGCACGGUCUCCGAGACCUCCCAACAGCCAUCCACAGCGAAAAAAAGAAAGAGGACGACGAGCAACCCGUCACAUUAAAAACAACCCUCCAUCAAGAAGUCUUCACUUUCUCUCGACCCAACUACGACGGACCCCCAGGAGUAGGUAAACCAUUGAACAGAACCACCCACCCAGACGUCGACGUCAACCACUUCGGCUCAUACCCCUUCUAUCGACCCGAGCCUUCGCGCAUCUUCGCGCAGAUGCCCCACCUCCGCCCUAGCGUCAUGUACAUCUUCGCCGGCAAGUCCGACAUGUGUCUUCCCCAGAUGAUGGAAGAUAAGAUGGCCAACACCGGCACUGGCCUCGGCGGUAGUGGCGGAAGAGCCAUCGGCCGAGUGCGUGAUGUCUACUUAGCUGAGUUCGGGCAUCUCCUAGCACAGGAAGCGCCUGUUGAAUGCGCCGAUGCGGCUGGCCGCUGGCUGGGUGCCGAGUUGCAGAGGUGGCAUGCUGAAGACCAGGCGUUCCGGGCACAAUGGAGCAAAAAGUCAAAGAUUGAGAAGGUCACCAUCGACGCGCGGUGGAAAGAGAAUGUCCCUGCUCCUGAGAGGAGAUCUAAGAAGUCAUCUCCGAAGUUGUAA